Molecule: messenger RNA, 1122 nt
Organism: Daucus carota subsp. sativus
Lineage: Eukaryota; Viridiplantae; Streptophyta; Magnoliopsida; Apiales; Apiaceae
Exons: 1
Coding region: 1-1122 (373 amino acids)
Molecular function (GO): zinc ion binding; nucleic acid binding
Source: RefSeq, a predicted model, not a curated record
AUGAAUAUUAUCUUGGAACAUACUGAAGAUGGAGUUACGAUUCCUCACAGAACCUAUCUAAAAACUCCUGCUGAGUUUUCAGAUGAGGAUAAUGAGCUUAUUCAACUCGACUUGAAUCUACAUCUCAUUCUGAUUGAUUCUUUGGAUCGUGUCAUGUACAAUAAUGUUGUUGAUUGUACAAGUGCAAAGCAGAUAUGGGAUACUCUGCAAAUAAUCAAUGAGGGAUCUGAGGAAGUCCGGGAAAACAAGAAGGAAAUUCUUGUGGCUCAAUACGAGCAAUUUGGUUCUAAUCCCGGAGAAGGGAUUUCUGAAGUGUUCAUCAGAUUCAACAAUUUGAUUAAUAAUCUGAAUCUGAACGGGAAACACUAUGAUAACAAAGAGGUGAACCUAAAGUUUUUGUUGACACUCCCUGAGCAUCUAGAACAUCGGAUAACUACCAUCAGAGAGAGCAGAGAUCUGUCAGAGAUUUCACUAGAAAAACUCUAUGGCGUUCGGAAAACCUAUGAGUUGGAACAGGUCCAGAUGAAACAAAGAUACGGAUGGGGGAAAACGAUCAACGCGUCUACAUCUAUCAGCAAUUCUACUGCCCUCGUAAUAGAAUCACCUAUUGUGAAAGAGCGGAAGGUUGUUGUACCUUCCAAAUGCACCCAAGAGUAUGUGGUUCCUGAAAUUGGACAUACGUCAACAAAUAUGGGUGAUGAUGAAUUCUACUCUAUGGAAGAGUUAGAUCAGCUUGAGGACGAAUCUCUUGCUAUGUUUGCUAGGAAGUUUGGCAACAUGAGAUUCAGGAGGAAUCCCUCAUACAAAUUUAAAUAUUCUGGUAAUAAAUUCCAGAAAGGGGGAUCUUCGUCCACUUCAAAAGGGGCUUACAAAACUGGGAUGGUUGAUCGAAGCAAGUUCAAAUACUUCAACUGUGAUGAGCCUGGUCAUUUUGCAUCGGAGUGCAAGAAGCCCAAUCAGCUGGAAAAGAAGAAAGAAUCCUAUGACGAGCUAAAGCAGAAGUAUGAGGCUCUGCUCUCCAUCAAGGCCAAAGCAGCCAAGGGAAGUCCUAUGUGGCAAAAGGAAAAAGCUGGGAUGACACAGACAGUGAUGAGGAGGAAGAGCGGGGGAAUGUUGCUCUAA